AUGGGUGACAUUCGCAACACCGAAAGAGACAGCAAUGUCCUCGCCCUCGUCGAGGCCAUCCUCGGGCACAAGAUCGAGAGCCAGCCCGGCUCCUCGACCCAAAGCAACAUCGACGAGUACGAGGACCUCGUCGACAUGAGCAAGGAUCACGAUCUCAGCAAGGAGCCCCGCCCCGACUCUCCCCCCAAGAACCCCUGUGUUGGUGCCGUCAACCCGUAUGCCCUCGCUGAGGCUCUCAUCGGCCGCAAGAUCGACCGCGAGUCCAUGGCCGCUGCCCAGAUCCUCCAGAAUGUCCUCCAGACCGACUACGAUGAGCUCUUCGACAUGCGCCACAAGUCCGUCUUGUACGCCGGCAUGAAGCUCAACGAGAAGGAGCGCAAGGCCGAGAUGUACGACGAGAAGGACAUGAAGAUCCUCAACGAGCGUGAUCUCCAGACCCCCGACUUCUCUGGUGUCCGCCGCCUGGACGACCUCGAGAAGAUUGGUCUCAAGGACAUCAAGGAGACGAAGGUCAAGGUUGCUCGCAUGCAGAACGGCAAGCUUCGCCUGGUUCUCCACGCCCACGAGCUCGCCCGCACUGUUUCCAACCGCGAGGUUACCAUGUCCAUCAACGAGUUGGUCACCCCCUUCAGAAUGCGCGAGAAGGGCCGCUGGCAACCACCCAACGCCUCAUGGCGCGACAUGUACGACUACUUCUUCCAGCAGGUCAACAAGCGCCUGAUCUCCGACAUCACCAUGUUCCGCGUUGGUGACCGCCGCGAGACCCUCCGCAAUUUCGACGACCCCACUCAGGGCUGCUCCAGCAACUCCUGGUUCGUCUCUGCCCUCUUCUCCGUCUUCUGGGCCGACCCCUGUGCCAUCAACCGCGCUACCCGCGUCCACACCCAUGGCAACGAGAAGAAGCGCUUCUUGUCCAUCAAGUUCCACGACAAGGGAGGCAAGCAGAACAACCGCACCGAGACUGUUGAGGUCAAUUACGAGAUCCCCAUUAACAACUCCGACAACGAGCCCUUGUACUGCCGCUCCAGCGACGGUGCUGACAUCUGGCCCUCGCUCUACGAGAAGGCCUUCGCCAAGUGGAUUACUGGCACCAACUCCGAGCAGCCCGACAUCACCCAGACUCACUGCGGUGACCCCAUCAAGGCCAUGGCUCAGAUCAACGGCCGCACUCCCCACUACUACGAGUGCAACAACCACUCUGCCCACACCCUCUUGGGCCUGGUUCGUUCCAACAGCUUGAACAACAAGACCAUCAACCCCAUGACGGCCUUCACUUAUGCCACCGGCCGCGACUUCCACGGUGCCAACAUUGUUGCCAACCACGCCUACUCCGUCCUCGGAUACUGCGUCAUCGGCGACAAGCAGUACAUCGUCCUCCGCAACCCGUGGGGUGUCACCGAGCCUCAGGGUCUCACCAGCUACACCGGUCUCCUCGGCCGCCUCGACCCCGAGAUCUGGAACCCCGCCACCCUCCUUGACCACGGCGGUCUGUUCGCUCUUGAGGCCGACUCGUUCAAGAAGUGCUUCUCGCACAUCGGUGUUGCCAAGUAA
Molecule: messenger RNA, 1551 nt
Organism: Colletotrichum chrysophilum
Lineage: Eukaryota; Fungi; Ascomycota; Sordariomycetes; Glomerellales; Glomerellaceae
Exons: 1
Coding region: 1-1551 (516 amino acids)
Biological process (GO): proteolysis
Cellular component (GO): cytoplasm
Molecular function (GO): calcium-dependent cysteine-type endopeptidase activity
Source: RefSeq, a predicted model, not a curated record